Messenger RNA from Myotis lucifugus (little brown bat), 857 nucleotides. Its product is annotated as signal peptide, CUB and EGF-like domain-containing protein 1. Gene Ontology annotation, biological process: signal transduction. The record is from RefSeq and is a predicted model, not a curated record. Lineage: Eukaryota; Metazoa; Chordata; Mammalia; Chiroptera; Vespertilionidae. The transcript has 2 exons. Gene Ontology annotation, cellular component: cell surface. The annotation marks the transcript as partial.
AGGACUACCAGCAGUUGAUAGAAGACAUCGUUCGAGACGGACGGCUCUACGCCUCGGAGAAUCACCAGGAGAUUUUGAAGGACAAGAAGCUGAUCAAGGCGCUCUUCGACGUGCUGGCGCACCCCCAGAACUACUUCAAGUACACGGCCCAGGAGUCCAAAGAGAUGUUCCCACGCUCCUUCAUCAAACUGCUGCGCUCCAAAGUGUCCCGAUUCCUGCGGCCCUACAAAUAACGCUGGUGCACCCGCCGCUCCUGCCGGCAGCAUCCCCAGGGCGGUGAGGGAGGGCCCGCCCCCACGCAGAAGCUAAGAGGCGCCAGGGCAUCCGCGUGGCCGUGGGGCUGCCCUCAGGAAGCGCUGACCAGCCCGUGGAGGGCGAGACCGCGCCCAGGCAGAGCCCAGCCCAGCCACCGCUCCCAGCGCUGCCCCUGGGAAGCAUUGCUUACAGCAGCCUUUCUCCUUCGCUCCCUCCCUCCGCCUGCUGUUUCCAGGACACCGCCCGCUCCUGGGCCAGGCCCUCUGCACAUGCCCAGGCCACGCAGGCGGUCCUGGCGAGCACGACGGGGAGACUGCAGGUGCCCCUGAGUGACACUCCGAGUCUCCAGGAGGCUCUGGGAGGGGUGAUGGGAGAACUGAGCCAGGCCCUGGAGAGAAGGGCGUGCGGGCGGCUGCAGGGCUUUGAUGAGCCGGAAGAUGCCCGCAGGGUGUCCACACCGUAGGCCCCUUGGCACAGGCCCAGGACCGGUUGCCCUGUGGUUAGCUCUACGGAUUCUGGCGGGACAGAAAGGACUGCCGGGGAGGAACCUGUAGAUGUGUGCUUUUCCUCAAUAGAGCGUCUAAGUAUUAUAUAUGUAUAAA